Messenger RNA from Didymodactylos carnosus, 6021 nucleotides. The record is from the annotation of a GenBank genome assembly. NCBI's taxonomy places the organism in Eukaryota, Metazoa, Rotifera, Eurotatoria, Philodinida, Philodinidae.
AUGACAAUGAGGACUACCCUCACUACACUUCAUCUUGUCGUGGAAAACGGGGAUGAACCAAAUAUUCGUCUGAAGAGAAAUGGUAUGGUACACAUUUCUAUACCAUCAUUAGACAAUCAACACAGAUUGUCGAACAAGACACUCAACGUUGGUCAUCUCUGUAUUGUCUUGAAUAAACUGCGAGGUCAUUGGAAAAUCGAAGGAAAGUCAACAACUGAUGCUGUUGGGCAUUUGCCUGAAUUCAAUCUCCUCGUCAUGCAAGGAAAAGUUACUGUGAUCAAUAUUCGAACGUCGAUCGAACAAAUGAUAUUUAUUGCACCUAUGAUUACAGUUAAAGGAUCAACAGUUGGCAAACAAUUACAUUUCCGAUCUACCAGCGGAUCUUUGCGUAUAGAAAAUUCAAUUUACUGUGAAAAUUUGCAUUUAUCUGCUUCUGACAAAUCCAUUCGACUAAGCAACGAAGCAUCCAUCGAUUGCAAAUCAUUCACAGUGUCUGGAAAAGGACUUUUCAUUGACGGAAAAGUUUUUUCUACGUGGGAUAAUAAGCAGCUUAACUUGGAUCUCGUCAUUGAGAAACUGCAUGUGGGUAUAGACGGUAAUAUUGGCGCCAAAAAUCGUGAACAUAUGUCAGAUAUUUUAACUGGAAGCAUCAAAGGACAAGUGGCCAACUUCGGCACAAUAACUGCUAGAAAGAUAAUUAUAUUGCAGAUUGGUGGUACCAUUCUAUCGUUGGGAAACAACAGAGACGACUCCGCACAUCGCGGUUUUGAAGCGACAAAGCAAACACGACGCGUAGGCUUGAGCACCACUAAUCAGAUAGUGCACCCUAUGAGCAUUGCAUUAAAUGGUGCUAUCCGUGAGAAAAAUGUCGAUAGAGUAAUUAAUCUCCUUGAAAGGGGUGUAGAUCCGGAUGACAUCAUGUUUGACGACAGCACAAAAACAACGACAACACCGAGACAUACGUUGAUGCAAGCAUAUCGUGAAGCAUUGAGCGAUGCGACUAGAAUAAAGAAUCCAGAAGAUAUCGCCACAAUUCGUGCCUUAUUCGAAGCAAAAUGCUGGAGACGUGGUACUAUCAAAGCACCAGCGAUUGAGAUGACAAUCGAAGGAGAUGUAUUGGAUUGUGCGCAGUUUCACGCAGCAAAUUUGAAAUUGAUUAUUUGGGGAGAGAUAGAGUGUGAAGUAGAUGCAAUUUGGACUAGUGGUUUCGUCGACAUUACUACUCAAAAGAAUAUGAAACUUUUUGGUCAAACAAAAUUGAAUGGAGCAUUUCUGAAGAUUGCUGGUGAUCUAAUCACAGAUAAAAGCGCCAAAGUAGCUAUCGAGAAACAAGCGAUCAUUCGUGCAAGACAUUUUGAAUGCGCAGGCGAAUGGUAUGUCGAAGAAAAGAUGGAUAUCCGACUCAUGGGGUCUUGCAAUUUCGCCUUUGGGUCAGCUUUGUCGUCAAACCAUCUGUUUAUGUUUACAAAAGAAAACUGUAUCGUUUCGGGCCAUUGGGUAUUGGACAGCUUAGAGCUUUUUGUUACCGAACAAUUUCUUGCUACACCCACUGCAACGAUCAUUAUCAAAGAGAGUGGUACUCUCGUGAGUAAGAAUUAUCACAAUCAAGGACAGUUGACUGUCGGUCGCAAUAUACAAAUUACUACUGGAACCAUGGCACAAGCCGAAAACGCUACAAUUACCGUAAAGGAUGAAUUCAAACUGGUAGUGUUAACGGUAUCCGACAGAAAUUGGAGUCGACAAGUGAUCGCUAAUGCGGUGUUUAUUGCUACUGCAAAUCUCCUGCGAUGUAGUGGAAAAAUCAAUGCAAAUUUGACCGAAAUACGACUGAUGAAUCGCGACUUAUCACAGUUUGUUCUGAAUGGCGACAUGUCAGUGAAACUGGGUCCACUAUCGUUGUUUGGAGAGAGUGAUAAUCAAGUAGUUGUUACAAAAGAACAUUAUUUUCCUGGAUUCAUCUUGUCCAAUGGAAUUUUGAAUGCCAAAGCUAUCAUUGCGCCAGGAAUUGCCAUCGAGCUAGGGAAUAAUAGCCAAGUCACUCUCAUCGGUAUCAAUACUACUAGUAAUAAUGAUCAUGAAAUGACACUGAAAAUAAUGCUUUAUUGUGGAUGGUUGCAUACUCAUCCAGAAUCAGUUAUUAAUGCCACUAGUGACGAGGAUGACAUACCCCAACGAUUUAUUUGCGAACAUACAUGGAUUCAUGCAGGUACUCUACAACAAACAAGUACAUUGGUAAACUUUUCGGUCAACUACCUUAUCAAUACUGGCCGGUUAACUUUUCUUGGCUUUGAAAAUCAUUUAUUUAAAGCAGUUUUUCUUGUUGGAGAACGAUUGGUGAACAAAACCACAAUCUCAUCUGUCAUUCUUCAAGUCAUUGGCAUGGGUACAAUGGAAAACUGCGGUCAAAUUACAGUAAAAAACAGCAUCGCAGUCAAAACACACGAUUUCGUUAAUCAAUCUGGAUCGAUUGAUGCGCAGAAAAUCUCAAUAGAAUAUCUUACAAGCGAGGUGACUAAUUUGUCUGGAAAAGUUAACGCAUCCAUGAGUCUAUCUGUCAAUGCCACAAAAUCAGCUAGGUUCGACUUUCUCUGUACCAACAUCGACCAAGAAUACUUUUUGCUUCCACAAGAGCAAUUCUUAAUGAAAUGUCCGAAGCAACUUAGAAUUGCUGCUGCUAUUCAAUAUAGAAAAAUAUCAAUGAGAGCAAGAACCACUUUGUCCACCAGUCAACAAAUUGUCAUUGAUUCAGUAACUGGUUUUCCAAGCUGCAUCGUUAAUGUAUCUGAAAGUUCAAGAGUUAGUGAAAAAAGCGAACAAAUUCCAGCCCAUGGCACCCCACCACAAAUUUCAGUACUUGUGACUGAAAAAGGUAUUCUGUCUACAGAGUUACUCAACAUUCAAGGACAAUGUCAGCAGUUCGACUUUACGAUUAAUGGAACAACAAAAAUUGAUAACCUUCAAAUAGCUAAAACUAUUGAUGUUAUAUUAGUACAAGGAUGUGGUCCAGAUCAGACAGUAAAACAAAUUUUUUGUCAUGGAAAAUCUUUGGAACUUGGGAAUUUGUCAAAUUUAGGGACCUAUUUAAUUGACUGUACUUCAAUCACUGUAUUGAAGGGUAGUUCAGUUGAACUCGGAAGUGCAGAAGAAGAGAUCACCAAAGUAUCAGCCGUGGAAAAUAUUCACCUUCUGGGAGAUGUUCAAGUAAAAAACAGUCUAUUAUUUUCAUCGAAAACAGAUGUAAAACCGUCGGUGAAUAUAGAAGGAACAAUAAUGGGUACGGCAACGAAUUCUACACUUUUUCACAUUGAUGGCGCUACACUGACUGUCUCAGGAACAAUCCACAGAUUCGAAACAUGUGAAGCAAAAAUCAAGACGCGUUUGGACGUUUUAGAUAAUGGCAACUUUCAUAGCAUGCAAACUUUAUCUAUAGACGGCGAGUGGAUAAUCUGGAACGGAAAGGUUAGUCGAUGCAAAAAAGUGAUAAUCACCGCAUGGGGACUUCUGUGCUCUGGUGAAAUAAUUACGGAGAUUGACGAGCUGGAAAUGCAAUCGGGUUUAGUUUUCUCGAACAUAGGUCGAAUCAGUGGUACGCUAUCGACAUUUGGUGCUCCAUUCAUAUUCAAUGUUUCAUUAAACAACACGAAUGAAGCUGCGGCCAUGGGUACUAAUGCUACUAAAGGUAUUUUGGAUAUUAAAGCACUGGUAUGUUUGUGUUCUGCUAGUCAAAUGCACGCAGCUAGCAUACAAAACACAUCUGUGCUGCUAUUCAAGUUUGCAGCACUAACCGCUGCUGAAACGUUGACCAACGAUCAAUUGAAACAGUGGAAAAGUACCGUUGAUGAUCUCAGUAAAAACUUCUCAUCAGAAUCAGUAUCUUACGAGGAUAUUUGCCGAACGAUGCAACAGAUGUCUGGAUCUAGCUUAAAAACUGAAAUACAAAUGAGAGAUGUAGUCGAUUUAUAUGCUACGAUCAAAUCGAUAGUUAGUCAAAUGAAAAACAAUGGAAUAUCAACAUUUAGUGUUCCUGUUUUAGUUGAAGCGUUGAUGAAAGCGAACAAUCACUUUCAAAAUGUUUCAUCUAUCAAAGAACGUUUGUUACGGGUGCCACAACUGGCUAGAGAACUGUAUAACAAAGGAGUUCGAAAGCUGAAGUCAUUGCAUGAAACGUUCGGAUUCAGUGGAAUAAAACCAACUGAUCCAACAAAAAAAGGAAUUCAGGAGACUGGUAUGUGGUCCUAUCAGUCUGGUCUUAUGGCUGCUGGAGCUGGUUACACGGCAAUGUUUGUCGAAUCAUGGUACAAUGAUGGGGCAGUGUCAUCGUCAGCUGGAGAUAUUCAUAUCGGCAGCAAAAAAAUCACUUAUGAAAUACGUUAUUGUAUUUUGAAAAGAUCAUGCGAUGCGAGCAAAUCUCUAGCUGCAGCAAAUAUCGACGCAAAAAUCGCUAAACUUGUAUCUCUAAGUGGUAACAUCAAUGUUUCUGGUGCAACGGCAAACGAAAUAAUCGUUCAAGCCAACAAAGGCGCUGUGACUGCAGAAAAACUGACUGUCGAUCAUUUAGUUGCCUCAGCCAAGAACGAUCUGAAGUUGGGUGAAAUAAAAGCAGAAACGAUUAUAGCAAAGUCUGAAUGCGGUGCAUUUGAAGCCACCGGUAAAAUUGAAGCAGACAAGAUGGCUAUUUCUGCAGAAAAAGAUAUCAAGUUAUCCUACGAUAAUAGCAGCAAAGCCGACCAUAAAUUUGGUUCAUUGUCUUUAGACACGAAGCGAAUGCAAAAAAAAGAACUGUAUAGUAUGCUAGAAAGUAGUGGUGCUUUUGCCUCAAUGCAGAUUUCUGACAAAUUGGAUCUGGCUGUCACUGAUCAAGCAAUAGUUCUCGGUUCAGUCAAUCGAUCUUGUGAUCUCUCAGUAACAGGCACAUCGGUGAAAGUUUCGGGUGACGUGUCAGCCAAAAAUUUGAACCUAACUGCUCUGCGUGGAAAUGUAAGCGUCGAUAAAAAUGCACACCUCAGAGCUGAAAAAGAUCUUAACAUGAAAGCAAAAGAAAAUGUAGUCAUGGAGGCCGGAUCUAAAGCGACAGCUGGUCAGGAUGUUAACAUGACAGCAGAGGAAAAGUCGAUUCAGCUGACAAACGCCACUGUGACCGGGGGUCGAUUUGUGGGCAUGGAUGCAAAACAAGAUAUUAAGAUUCAUGCAGAAAAGGAACCUGGACAACGAGCAAAAGCAAGUAAAGUGACUGCUGGAUCAGGAAAGGAGUAUGGCGAAUACGGACGAAAACUGGGUAUUAAAAUGAACGCAGGUAGAGACCUGACAAUCAAGGCUUCGGAAGUAUCAAGCAAAGCUGACAAUGUUAUUCAAGCAGAAAACAAUGUCGAGAUUCUCGCUGAAACAACUGAAAAAUCAAAAACUACGAAGAAAAAAUCUGGAUUGUUUGGUUGGAAGACAACUACAACUACCGAAAGUUGGACAGAAGUUGAUGAAUCGACUGUUAAGGCCGGGGGGAAAAACAUCAUAACCGCUAAGAAAGGGUAUAUUUUGAGCGUAGCUUCAAAUCUAAAUGCUGUAGAAUCGAAUUAUUUACAUGCCAAAAAAGACAUCAAACUGCUGGAUAUUGUUCGAAGUCGUCGACAAACAACAGAAACAAACAAAUGGUGGGGAUUGUCCAGCUCAACUGACGUCUCAAAUGUGCAAGAGAGUUUCGCGAGUCAUUUGAUAAGCAAAGGUGAAGAUGCAACUAUUAUCGUAUCUGAUGAAGGCAACAUUCACUUGGAAGGAACUACCGCUGAUUGUUCAGCAGGUAAACUGGAACUUAUCGCUGAGCAAGGUGAGGUGUUAAUUAAAGAGCGAAUUUUAACGGACACUAAAUCACACACAGAGUCCGGUCUUACUAUUGGCAUUGGAACAAUUGGAUAUGAAACGAAAGAGUCGAAUUCACGCCAAGACCGACUACCCACUGAAAAAAAUAAUCAAAAUUCAUGCAGGAUCCCGCAGGACUUUGCGCAGGAUCCCGCGGGUUAUCGGUAUUAA